AUGGAGGCGAUGGCAGCCAGCACUUCCUUGCCUGACCCUGGUGACUUUGAUCAGAAUGUGCCCCGGAUCUGUGGGGUGUGUGGAGAUCGAGCCACAGGCUUUCACUUCAAUGCUAUGACCUGUGAAGGCUGCAAAGGUUUCUUCAGGCGAAGCAUGAAACGGAAGGCCCUGUUCACCUGUCCCUUCAAUGGAGACUGCCGCAUCACCAAGGACAAUCGGCGUCACUGCCAAGCCUGCCGGCUCAAGCGCUGCGUGGACAUUGGCAUGAUGAAGGAGUUCAUCUUGACGGACGAGGAGGUGCAGCGGAAGCGAGAGAUGAUCCUGAAGCGGAAGGAGGAGGAGGCCUUGAAGGACAGCCUGCGGCCCAGGUUGUCCGAGGAGCAGCAACGCAUCAUCACUAUCUUGCUAGAUGCUCACCACAAGACCUACGAUCCCACCUAUGCCGACUUCAGCCAGUUCCGGCCUCCAGUUCAUGGGGAUGAAAAUGGAGAGAGCCAUCCCUCAAGCUCUUCCUCACCAAAUACACCCAGCUUCUCUGGUGACUCCUCCUCCUCAGAUCGCUACUCAACCCCUCCAGACAUGAUGGAGCCAUCCAGUUUCUCCAACAUGAACCUGAGUGGAAGAGACUCUGAUGACCCUUCUGUGACUCUAGACCUGUCCCAGCUCUCCAUGCUGCCCCACCUGGCAGACCUGGUCAGUUACAGCAUCCAAAAGGUCAUUGGUUUUGCCAAGAUGAUACCAGGAUUCAGAGACCUCACCUCUGAGGACCAGAUCGUGCUACUGAAGUCAAGCGCCAUUGAGGUCAUCAUGUUGCGCUCCAAUCAGUCCUUCACCAUGGACGACAUGACCUGGACCUGCGGGAGCCAGGACUACAAGUACCGUGUCAGUGAUGUAACCAGAGCUGGACAUAGCCUGGAGCUGAUCGAGCCCCUCAUCAAGUUCCAGGUGGGGUUGAAGAAGCUGAACCUGCACGAGGAGGAGCAUGUCCUGCUCAUGGCCAUCUGCAUCGUCUCCCCAGACCGCCCCGGGGUGCAAGAUGCAGCCCUCAUUGAGGCCAUCCAGGACCGCCUGUCCAACACACUGCAGACCUACAUACGCUGCCGCCACCCGCCCCCAGGAAGCCACCUGCUCUAUGCCAAGAUGAUCCAGAAGCUGGCCGACUUGCGCAGCCUCAAUGAGGAGCACUCCAAACAGUACCGCUGCCUCUCCUUCCAGCCCGAGUGCAGCAUGAAGCUCACACCCCUCCUGCUUGAGGUGUUUGGCAACGAGAUCUCCUGA
This is a messenger RNA of Orycteropus afer afer, 1278 nucleotides long. It is a transcript of the gene VDR, whose product is annotated as vitamin D receptor. The record is from RefSeq and is a predicted model, not a curated record. Lineage: Eukaryota; Metazoa; Chordata; Mammalia; Tubulidentata; Orycteropodidae. Gene Ontology annotation, biological process: negative regulation of transcription by RNA polymerase II; positive regulation of transcription by RNA polymerase II; multicellular organism development. Gene Ontology annotation, cellular component: nucleus. Gene Ontology annotation, molecular function: zinc ion binding; nuclear receptor activity; vitamin D response element binding.